Neltuma alba is the source of this 2025-nucleotide messenger RNA. RefSeq names its product protein ACCELERATED CELL DEATH 6-like. Gene Ontology annotation, cellular component: plasma membrane. The coding region runs from base 1 to 2025 and encodes 674 amino acids. Lineage: Eukaryota; Viridiplantae; Streptophyta; Magnoliopsida; Fabales; Fabaceae. Gene Ontology annotation, molecular function: protein binding. The transcript has 3 exons. The record is from RefSeq and is a predicted model, not a curated record.
AUGGCAGAGAGUACCGAAUAUAUUGAUGAGGAAGAAACACCGAUGGAGCCAUGCAUGUGGUUGCCAGAACCUGAAAUGCAAGCGGCGGUACUCUCAAGGGAGAUGGAAAUUUCAUCAUCAAUAUUGAAUCACAAGUUAAGUGAACAAGAACAUGGACCCAACACGGAUUUGAAUUUGCUUACAGCUGCAUAUGUUUCCAUGGACUCCAGUGUUUCCCCCUCACACGGAGAUUUCAUCGUACCUGAUCCUGCUAUUUAUAAACAACGCACCCCUUUGGAGAAUACUGUUCUGCACUUAGCAGCUGCCUAUGGAAAGAAUGCAAUGGUAGACAAUAUAGCUCAACAAGCUCCCUGUCUUUUUACAGUGACUAACAGCAAUUAUGACACCGCACUGCAUGCUGCUGCAAGAGCAGGCCAUGCCUCUACCAUUCGAAAUCUCUUGAACAGUUGGUUGCCUUUUAUAAGACGUGAGACAGAUGGUCAUAAAGAUCAAUUCACUUUGCAAAUGAUGCUCUUGGUGUCUUUGACUUUGUUGCGAAACAAGCAAGGAAACACUUUCUUUCAUGAGGCAUUUAUGGUUAAUGCCCAAAAUGGGGAUAAGAUUUUCAGGGCUUUUCAAGAUUCUUUCAUUACAAAUGGUUUAGAGAUGGAAGCUGAAUUUAAGAAAAUUGUCAAUCAUUUAGCAGUAUUUGCAAUCAACAAGGAAGGGAAAUCAUUAUUGUACGUGGCCAGUGAGGUUGGUUGUAAGCAAGUUGUUGAUCAACUAUUGGAUAUUUGCAUCGAAUAUGAUGUCAAGCCUCAAGGAAAAUCUCCUUUUCUUCCGGCACUUGCCGAGAGAGACAUGGAUAUGUUGCAAACCAUUCUGAUCAAGAAACCAAAUUGGAUACACUUAAGAAAUGAAGAAGGAAGGCUUGCCCUCCACGAGGCAGCGUCUAUAGGGUACCAUGAAGCUGUUUCCUGCUUAGUAAAGAAAUGUUCUUCAUGUACCAUUGAAAGGGACAACAAUGGCUACUUCCCUAUUCACUUGGCAUGUAUUAAAGGUCAUGUCAAAGUAGUUGAAAAGCUACUAAAAUACUAUCAAGAUCCCACAGAGUUGCUUGACAAAAACGGCCGAACUUUGCUUCACGUUGCCGCUAAAAGUGGAAAAUAUGAGCUUGUUAGGUACAUCCUCCAACAUCCUAAACAUGAGAUUAUGAUAAACCAGACAGAUAAUGAUGGGAAUACUCCUUUGCAUUUGGCCACCCUUCACUACCAUCCCAAAAUUGUGCAUUCGUUGACUUGGGACAGCAGAGUCAAUCUCACUGUGCUAAACCAAGAAGACCAAACAGCUCUAGACAUUGCUGAACUAAGGCAUGGCAAAAAUCCAUCCAUUGCGCAGGUACUUACAUGGAUUGCAUUGCAAUCUGCUAGUACGCCUCGAAGUUCUGCUGGGCCAGUGCUUUCAAAUGACACAUUAAUAUAUGGUGAAGAAAGAGAAUCAGCCAGCACCAAAAAAUAUAAAGAUAGACUUGACACUUUGAUAUUGGUUUCAACUCUUAUAAUAACAGCAUCCUUUGCUGCCGAAUUCGCCAUGCCGGGUGGCGUAGAUAAGGGAACAGCUGUUAUGUUGAAUCAUGGGAUGUUCCAUUUGUUCAUUCUCUCCCUCACAAUCUCCGUCUUUGGGGCUAUUAUUACAACUAUAAUUCUCUUAUGGGCUCGUUUAGAUGAUCUGCGUUUAAUGCUUUUUGCUCUGAAGUGUGCGAUGCCAGUUCUAGGUAUUUCUUUGACGACACUAUCUCUGGCAUUUUUGGCAGGUGUGUAUCUUGUGGUCAACAAACUUAGCUGGUUGGCCACUACCUUUUUGGUAUUAAGUGUGGUUUUGGCCUUCAUGGUUGUGUUCUUGUAUGCCCUUCUUUGGCUGCCAUCCUCUUCAACCAUACCAUUUGUUCGAUAUAUUUCCUAUUAUCCCUUUCUUCUUCUUGCUAAGAUAGUUGAAGGGAAAACUGAUGCUAACCACAAAGGUUCCAGACCUUCUAGUACCCUGUAA